CAUCUCUCUCCCCCCUUUCUCUCUCUCUAUAUAUGCACAGAUAUUUCAGCAGUAAUUUACAGAGAUGGUAUCCAUUACGUCCACGGAGUUGAAUUACCUAGUCUUCCGCUAUCUUCAUGAAUCAGGGGUGUUACUCAGUGAUGGAAGAGUACAUCUUAAGCACACUCUUCAUAUGUGGUGCCUACUGGUGCUGUUACUUGUAAUUUAUGGCUGAAAGGAAGGGUUUACACAUUCAGCUUUUACUUUAGGAUACGAGGCAGGGAUAAGUGAAAGCACAAUUGAUGGAAAUUUAGUUCCUCCUAGUGCUCUUGUUACAUUCGUGCAAAAAGGAAUUCAGUAUCUCGAGCUAGAAGCAAACUCGAGUAGUAAUGAUGCAGACAUGGACGAAGAUUUUUCCUUUCUACAACCUCUGGAUCUUAUAACAAAGGAUGCAUACGAACUUCAGAAAAUCAUAAAAGAGAAAAAGGAAAAUCUUCAAAAGGACAAACAUGCAGAAAAAGACAAAGAUAAUGGUGAAUUUGACCAAGAACGUAAUCAAGAACAUGCACGAGAAAGAGAGAAGACUGAAAAGGAAAGACAUCAACGGGAGAAAGAUCGGCAAAGUGAUAAAGAGAGAAUAGAGAAGGAUAAGGAGCAAGAAAAAGGUAAAGACAAGGAAAAACUACAAGUGGAUCCUGUUGAUUCGAAAGAAAAAGGCAAAGACAAGGAAAAACUACAAGUGGAUCCUGUUGAUUCGAAACAAAGGGGAGAUGAUAUCAAUCCUGUUGAUUUAAAACAAAGUGGAGAUGAGAUCAACGCAAAACAUGAAGAAAAUGGAACUCUUGGAGGACCAGAACCAAUGGAAAUCUCCACAAGCUCAACAUCCUUCCCUUGUGAAAUUCCAAGUUGUGAUGUAACAGUUCUGGAAGGCCAUUCCUCUGAGGUUUUUGCAUGUGCGUGGAGUCCAACAGGUUCAGUUCUUGCAUCAGGGUCUGGAGAUUCAACAGCUCGAAUUUGGACGAUUCCAGAUGGACCUUGUAGCUCUAAUAUGCAAGAUGGGCCUCUAAAUGCCGUGGUCUUGAAGCAUUUCAAAGGUAGAACAAAUGAGAAAAGCAAGGACGUGACUACACUUGAUUGGAAUGGUGAGGGGACACUGCUUGCAACGGGUUCUUAUGAUGGACAAGCAAGAAUAUGGAACAGAGAUGGAGAGUUGAUGAGUACUUUAAAUAAGCAUAAAGGGCCUAUCUUCUCUUUGAAGUGGAACAAGAAGGGCGAUUAUCUUCUUACUGGUAGUGUGGACAAAACUGCAAUUGUUUGGGACAUAAAGACGGGGGAAUGGAAACAACAAUUUGAAUUUCAUUCAGCUCCCGCACUCGACGUUGAUUGGCGAAACAAUGUUUCUUUUGCAACAUGCUCCACGGAUAACAUGAUACAUGUCUGUAAAGUUGGAGAGAACCGCCCAAUCAAAACUUUCUCAGGACAUCAGGGUGAAGUUAACGCUAUUAAGUGGGAUCCUACGGGUUCACUGUUAGCUUCUUGCUCUGAUGAUUCCACUGCAAAGAUAUGGAGCAUGAAACAGGAAACCUGUGUGCAUGAUUUGAAGGAACAUGCUAGGGAGAUAUACACCAUCAGAUGGAGUCCUACGGGGCCGGGUACCAACAACCCUAAUCAGAGAUUAGUGCUGGCAAGUGCCUCCUUUGACUCAACAAUAAAGCUAUGGGAUGCGGAAUCAGGGAGCCUUCUGAGUAGCUUGAUUGGCCACAGGGAACCUGUAUAUUCUGUCUCAUUUAGCCCAAACAGCGAGUAUUUGGCCAGUGGAUCAUUGGAUAAAAGCAUUCACAUAUGGUCUGUGAAGGAAGGCAAGAUUGUGAAAACAUAUACAGGGAAAGGCGGCAUCUUUGAAGUUUGUUGGAACAAGGAAGGUGAUAAGAUUGCUGCUUGUUUCUCGGACAAUGUAGUUUGUGUCUUGGAUUUCCGGAUGUAGAACUUGAAGCCUUACUUUGAAGUAUCUUUGACAAUAAUGAAUGGGCUCUUUUUUGUACUGUUUUGCUAUCAAAUGAUGCUCAUCUAUGUCGAUGGAGAAGAUUGGCUCGAACCACCAAGUUUAAGGAUUUUUAAUUGUACUAAUACAACAGUCAGGUUGCCUGUGAUGGUAGCAAUGCUCCUGUUCAGAAUUUCUUUUACUUCUUUCCUUUGUAGUUAAUACAACACUUGGGGCUAGUCCUUGGAUCAUGUGUAUCCUAAGGUGAGAGUGCCAAAGAAAUUAUUAGAUGGUCUGGGAUUUACAUGGUCGGGGACUUGCAAGACCCCGAGCCAUAUAAUAAUUUUUCAGAUCCCGCAUGAUCCAAUCAUGAUGGAACGGUUGUAAGUCACCAGCAGCCCUUUUAUACAGAUCCAUUUGUAAUUAGUUUUCUGUUUAGUGUUCUAGCCAUUCAAUGGAUGCAAGUGUAUGAUGAAAUUUUGAAUAUAAUGAAUAAAUCAUAUACUCUAAAGUCUGGCUAAACAGGAGUUAGGUUACCAAAUUUGUGUCCAAUGGAUAAAGAGUUGGUAAGUAUCGUCCAUUUUCUUA
Cornus florida is the source of this 2548-nucleotide messenger RNA. RefSeq names its product WD40 repeat-containing protein HOS15-like. The transcript is spliced from 15 exons. Lineage: Eukaryota; Viridiplantae; Streptophyta; Magnoliopsida; Cornales; Cornaceae. Gene Ontology annotation, biological process: regulation of transcription by RNA polymerase II. Gene Ontology annotation, molecular function: transcription corepressor activity; protein binding. The record is from RefSeq and is a predicted model, not a curated record. Gene Ontology annotation, cellular component: histone deacetylase complex. The coding region runs from base 380 to 1963 and encodes 527 amino acids.